GCCUCCAUGUUUAGAGUUUUGGGAAAACAAAUCUUGAAAAGGCCGUUUGGUUUGCUGUCCUACACUGAACAAACGACAUGUUCAUCUCUAGUUAUUCACAAAAAAUAUGGUACCAAAACAUUAAAGUACAAUGUAAGCUCCCUGUCGGAAGCUGGGGAUGUCAAACUACCCUCACAAUAUCAAGAUCCCAAUUUUGAUUAUAAAAAAGUGACAUUUUCUCCUGAAGAUGUUGAGAAACUUUUGAAACAGAUGGAAUCAGAUGAGCCAUUACUUACAAUGGAAGAUCCAUAUGCUGCUAAACCUAGAAGAUGUAUUUUAUGUAAAUAUAAUGUUGAUAUUGAUUAUAAGAAUGCCCAGUUAUUGAGUCAGUUUGUAUCACCACAUACAGGAAGAAUCUAUGGUAGAAGAGUAACUGGAUUGUGUAUACCCAUGCAAAAACGAAUAGCAAAACUUAUUAAAAGAGCUAGAAUAUUUGCCUUUAUGCCUUACUUAAAUAAAGAUGUGGAAUUUUACGAAGAUGAUAAACUAGUAGAGUAUAAUAAACCAUCUCAAAAACAUUUCUGAAAACUUAGUGUAGUUAAACAUUGUAUGGAACAUUUAAAGUUAGUUGGGAGUAGUGAACUUGGCUAUGGCUUGAGAAAGAUGUUCGAAUUUGAUAGAAAUGUGAUGCCAUUGACAACUUCAUAAUAAUAAGUUGAAGUUAGCCAAUCACUGGAAUUGUUUGUUUAAAACCAGAAAAUGUAAAUCAUGUGGUCAACUUAUGUUGAAGCAAAUAAGAAGAUGUUAACCUCUUCAAAGAAAAUAAUAUGAACCUUCUCAUCAAACAGUCCAAAUUGCAUUACCUUAUCAUGUAUACCCAUCAGAUUUAAGGGAAAGGCAUGCAGAUAUUUUUCGAAUUAUGAAAUGAAAGGAGUUUUAUUUCCUGCCAUUCUGCACCAUAUGGGCUAAUGAAGAUGGAUGGAAUUAAGUCUCAGUUGUGCCACAGAUUCAAGAUCCCAAAACUUUGAAAAUCAAAAGCAAUAGACUGACAACAUGUUAUUUCCCAGAUUUGAAAUGGGCAUAAUCAGCAGGUUUUAAACCAUUUAUUUCAUAUAUCUGGUGUGUGAAUGAUCAAAAGUGCUAAUUGAAUGUUAUGUAAUAAAAUUUUAUAUAAUACUUUGUGUUCUCCAAGGCUACAUUUAUAAACAAGGGAGGCAACUACAUACAACAUUUAACAAAAGCAGGAAAUUCUUUAACACUUCACUCUCUCUUCCCUGUCAGUAAGGGACACUAAGGAUCCAUUAACAAUUGAAAAUCAAAAAAGUAGUCUUAUGCCUUUAAAGUUGAGCUUUUAUUUUCAUUUUAUUUGAAUGUAAUAAAUAACUUUAUGCCAUUGGCUAUAUUGUUAUACUACUUUUUGCUGAACCUGUAUGAUCAGAAUAAAUAAUCAGGAGAAAAUCUCAUCCAAAACUGAU
Lottia gigantea (owl limpet) is the source of this 1454-nucleotide messenger RNA. RefSeq lists its product as hypothetical. Gene Ontology annotation, molecular function: structural constituent of ribosome; small ribosomal subunit rRNA binding. The transcript is spliced from 5 exons. Gene Ontology annotation, biological process: mitochondrial translation. The record is from RefSeq and is a predicted model, not a curated record. NCBI's taxonomy places the organism in Eukaryota, Metazoa, Mollusca, Gastropoda, Lottiidae. Gene Ontology annotation, cellular component: mitochondrial small ribosomal subunit; ribosome. Bases 7 to 564 code for a protein of 185 amino acids.